This is a messenger RNA of Otolemur garnettii (small-eared galago), 1869 nucleotides long. Its product is annotated as KIAA1328 ortholog. The record is from RefSeq and is a predicted model, not a curated record. The coding region runs from base 19 to 1857 and encodes 612 amino acids. The transcript has 11 exons. NCBI's taxonomy places the organism in Eukaryota, Metazoa, Chordata, Mammalia, Primates, Galagidae.
AGUGGCGGUUGUUUGAAGAUGGCGGACGUGGCAGGCCCCUCACGCCCCCGCGCCGCGGCGUUCUGGAGCCGGGACUUUUCUGAUGAAGAACAAUCAGUAGUAUAUGUUCCAGGAAUUUCUACAGAAAGAAAUAGCAGAUCAAGAUGCAAGGUGACAAGUCAAAAAGCUGAUGUUAGGACUUCCAAGGUGACUGAUACUUCAAUCUCCAUGGAGUCUUUAAAAGGUGCAGGUGAUUAUGUGGGUGAACAGGAUUCCUACAGGGGAGACAUAAAGAGUGCAUCAUUGAAGGAUUUAUGUCUUGAAGACAAAAGACGCAUUGCAAAUUUAAUUAAAGAACUGGCCAGAGUAAGUGAGGAAAAGGAGGUGACAGAGGAACGACUGAAAGCUGAGCAGGAAUCAUUUGAGAAGAAAAUCAGGCAGUUGGAAGAACAGAAUGAACUCAUCAUCAAAGAAAGGGAAGCUCUUCAGCUACAGUACAGAGAAUGCCAAGAACUUCUAAGCCUCUAUCAGAAAUAUCUAUCAGAACAGCAGGAGAAGCUCACCAGCUCUCUCUCAGAACUUGGUGCUGCUAGAAUGCGGGAACAGCAGGUAUCCAAUAGGAAAAGCACUCUCCGGUCUUCAUCUACAGAACUGGAUAGUUCCUACUUGAGUGUUGCCAGACCACAAACCUACUACUAUCAAACCAAACAAAGACCUAAGUCUGCAAAUCAUGAUUCAGCUUCAAAAUCCUUUCUGGAGUAUAGAAACAAUUCUUUGAAACCAGUAACCCUUCAUCAUUCCAAAGAGGAUCUAGAUAGGGUACCAUCAUUAGCCAGAACUGGUAAUUAUGACUCUCCUGGGAGAAAACCACUGGAUGCAAAAAAAGCUCUAUCAGAAGAACUGAAGAUGAAGGAAAGCCCACACCUUACACAUACUCCAUCUAUUCAGUGCUGUGGUCACAGACUCUCCGAAAAUGAUCAUGGUCAUGAGAGCCAUCCCACAAACAUAGCCCCUCAACAUCUUAAGACACACACAGAAUCCUGCAGUCAUUGUGGGCUUUCUUGGGCAGCUCUGAUGCAUGGUGGGAGGUCACUGGAUCCUAGUGAAAUUGAUGUCAAAAAACAGCUCUCAGAAGAAAGAAGGCAGCAACUGAUGCUUCAGAAAAUGGAACUGGAACUUGAAAAGGAGCGCCUUCAGCAUCUGCUGGCCCAGCAGGAGACAAAGCUUCUCCUGAAGCAGCAGCAACUUCACCAAUCUCGACUGGAUUACAAUUGGUUAAGAACUCAAGCUGUGUUUAAAUCAAGAGAACUGGUUACUGACAAAGAGCUUACAAACGUCCAAGAAUUCAAUCUGGAUAUGAAUGGGAAUGACUCUGUACCAAGUUUAUUAAAGUCAAAAUGUGAUAGCUGUCUGCUUGGAACAUCACCAUCCGUUAAAAAGUUCCAAGACCCCGUGAACAGUGGAGAGAAUAAGGAGAAGACAGCUGGCUUGCUGUCCCAUGUGGAAGAUGAUGCCCUAUGGAUGUGUCAAAAGAAAGAUACAUAUAGAUCCCCAAAAGGAACAAUGACAGGAGUUAGAAAAGAUGCAUCCACGUCUCCUAUGCCAACAGGAAGCCAAAAGGAGCUUGCGACCACGUCCUCAUCAUCACUCCAACACAGUACUUCCCGGUAUGAGACAUCUCUGUUGGAUUUGGUUCAGUCUCUGAGUCCUAAAUCUGCUCCCAAACCUCACCCCCAGCCCUCUAGAGAUGUGGGGACCUGGAAUCACGGCACUUACCAACUCAGUCCUCUGAAACCCACCUGGAAGAAGAGGGCACCAGGCAGGACUCCUGAAGACCUGGAGGAGGACCAGAUUCUGGAAGAUAUAUUUUUCAUUUGACACUAAAGCAAA